This is a messenger RNA of Myotis myotis, 815 nucleotides long. RefSeq names its product COP9 signalosome complex subunit 8-like. NCBI's taxonomy places the organism in Eukaryota, Metazoa, Chordata, Mammalia, Chiroptera, Vespertilionidae. The record is from RefSeq and is a predicted model, not a curated record. Gene Ontology annotation, biological process: protein deneddylation; COP9 signalosome assembly. Gene Ontology annotation, cellular component: COP9 signalosome.
CAGGAGUGGGACCGGCAGGGAAGAUGCCCGUGGCCGUCAUGGCAGAAGGUGCCUUUAGUUUCAAAAAGUUGCUAGAUCAGUGCGAGAACCAGGAGCUCGAGGCACCUGGAGGAAUUGCUACACCCCCAGUGUAUGGUCAGCUUCUAGCUUUAUAUCUGCUCCAUAAUGACAUGAAUAAUGCAAGAUAUCUUUGGAAAAGAAUACCACCUGCUAUAAAAUCUGCAAAUUCUGAACUUGGGGGCAUUUGGUCAGUAGGACAGAGAAUCUGGCAGAGAGAUUUCCCUGGAAUCUACACGACCAUCAACGCUCACCAGUGGUCUGAGACGGUCCAGCCGAUCAUGGAAGCACUUAGAGAGGCAACGAGGAGACGGGCCUUCGCCCUGGUCUCUCAGGCCUACACCUCGAUCAUCGCGGACGACUUCGCAGCGUUUGUUGGGUUCCCUGUGGAAGAGGCUGUGAAAGGGAUAUUGGAGCAAGGAUGGCAAGCUGACUCCACCACAAGAAUGGUCAUGCCCAAAAAGCCAGUUGCAGGGGCCUUGGAUGUCUCCUUUAACAGGUUUAUUCCCUUAUCAGAGCCUGCCCCAGUUCCGCAAUCCCCAAUCCCCAACGAACAGCAGCUCGCCAGGCUCACCGAUUACGUGGCUUUCCUCGAAAAUUGACGCCUCAUCUGCUUUACGAUGACACCUCAUCAGCGUUCCGUAUCCUGACAAAUGUAAUUUUGUAUUUUCAGUUUAUUGGAUGGAUUAAGCACCUCGGCGCUCCAUACUGAGUAUGUGAUAAAAUACAGAUGUAAUAUAAAGCAUGUUAUAUAUUUG